Messenger RNA from Triticum dicoccoides, 1610 nucleotides. RefSeq lists its product as uncharacterized. The coding region runs from base 181 to 1365 and encodes 394 amino acids. The transcript has 3 exons. Gene Ontology annotation, molecular function: zinc ion binding. Lineage: Eukaryota; Viridiplantae; Streptophyta; Magnoliopsida; Poales; Poaceae. The record is from RefSeq and is a predicted model, not a curated record.
CCCGCGGCCCAGAACGGAGGGUCGUCACGGGCUCACGGGACAGAGUCCCGGGUCCCCAAUUGCUCCCGGCUCCUGCUCCCCGGCGCUGGCGCCGCCGGCUCUCCGCUCACUCAGGUGGUCUCUUCAGCGCUCCAUCGGAUCGCUGCAGUCUUCCCGCCGAUUGUUUCCCUAUCUCCAUCGAUGGUGAGCCCUCCCGGCGGCGAGUGGACUUUUGCCUCUGAUUUCCGGUGGAUCCUUCUCGUCGGCGCCUCCACACGAGGAUGCCGUUGUACUGAUUCAACCAUACUGCUUGGAGUUCCAAUGGACAACCUUGAGAACACGUUAGAGGACAAAGGCUUAAAUUUUCAGUGCAAUCUAUCUGACAUAGAGGUCUUACAUAGCAUGACACAGCUCUUACUUCAUGCAUUGGCCACAGCUUCAGUGGACAGCACCACUGGUGAUAUGUUCAAGAGCCCAGCAUCUGUAGCUAUUGGCAUGAAGACUGAACUAUCAGGGUACAUGAUUCAGAGAUCUGAAACACUUGUUCGCGAAUCUAUGGAUGGAGGCAAGGAUCAUUCAGAUCAAUUAACAAAAGCAUCCUCCAGGCCGACGGAGUUCCUGUCAGACUUGAUCGAUGAUUUUGUGACCUCAAAAAAGGGCAUGCUGAGCCAUGUCUCUGGGCUUUUUUCUAGCGAAAGCCGCCUGAACAAGAUUAAAGACUUCAUGCAAAAGUUAGAGACGGAUAACUCGUGGGCCCAGGAUGAAAGGAAGGCAACUGCAUGGGCUAUUCUGGAGAACAUAGACAGUAAAGGCAAUUUCCAUUGCCCAGAGAGAUUUGACAUGCCAGAUAAGCUAGCGGAGCACACAAGUCAAUGCAAAUUUAGGAUACUGAACUGCACAAAUGAUGGAUGUGUAGCUUCUUUCUGCGCUAUUCAUAUGGAAAAGCAUGACACUGUCUGCCCAUUCAAGCUCCUACCAUGCGAGCAGCUGUGUGAACAACAUGUUAUGCGGUCUGAGAUGGACAAACAUUGUGGAACAGUUUUCCUUAUGAAGCUUACCAACUGCCCGUUUUUUAGAAUUGGCUGUGAAACAGCCUUUCCACAGUGUUCUCUUGAUAACCAUUGUUCGCGGUUUCUACAAACCCAUUUGAUGUAUGUCGUCAAGGGGAUUACAAGACAGGGUGAUUCUGUUAAUGAUACGGAUCAACGGCUGCAACUCCUUAAGAAGGUGCAAUCACUGAACGAACUCGCUGGGGUUUUAGAUGUCAAGGCCCUCACUUUGAUUACAAAGGAACAAGAAUCAAAGAUAAAUAAACUCGAACGGGAUCUCAAAGCCCAAGAAACAAGGAUGAAGAAACUUGAGAACGAUCUUAGGUCACGGAAAUAAUGAUUGCUGUCAUGUGCUCAUCAUUGCAGCCUUACUGGAAACCAGGUGGCAUACAUUGUGGUAUAUGUAAAUAAUCGGUAGCAUUACCAUAAGGUUUACCAUCCUGUUGUCCGUUGUCCAUGUACAAAUAUAGGUUGUAGAAAAGUCAGCUUGUUUUCAGAUCAGUUGAUAAUUUGAUGUAAGUUAUGUUUUGUCACUUCUAUAAUAGAGCAAGUACAUGGAUUUUACAGGGAUGCGGUGGAUUA